CAAAACCUGCCCAUCUCAACCAAAACAGCUCCAAGUCUUAUACUUCAACUUCAGAACUUUCAAUUGUCAUGGCCUCUGAAAAGUGCCUCAAGCCUUGUGAGCAAACCAACCCCUGUGCCCAGCCCACAAACUAUUACCAAAAGACCACCGCAACUUAUGCAUGCCAUGACAAGCCCAAACCCAUUCAUCAUGAACAUUCUCUCACUGGCAUAGUGAAGGAGUUGGCCCAUUCCGCCACCAAGAUUUUCCACCAUAAUGACCAUCACGGACAUGCUGCACAUAACGGAUACUAUGCUCAAGGUCAAGGACACACUGCACAUAAUGGAUACUGUGCUCAAGGUCAAGGCCAAGGCCAUGGCCAUGGACACUCUGCUCACAGUCAUGGCCAUGGACACUCUGCCCACGGUUACGGGUAUAAACAUACAGCCAAUUACUCGACUGGUGCUGCUCAUGGAGGUCUGAACGGAUACACUACGAAUAACGGAGGGCAAAGCUUGCAAAAGUCACAUGAACACAAGAAGCUGAUGAAGCAGAGGGAAAAGAAGCUUAGUGGCUGCAGCAGUGAGAAUGGAAGCAGCAGCGAGGGCGAGUUCGAGUGCGAGUGCGAGUGCGAGUGCGAGACACUGAAAAAGACGUACUGAGAGAAGACCGCCUGUCAUAAUCAAGAGAUCCAAGUGCACCACUAUAUAUACUAAUAAUAAAUAAGACAAAUGAAGAGAAUCUGAUUUCUGCAUGCAGUGUGUGUAAUAUUAUUAAAUAAUCCGCAGCUGAGCGCCUGAUGAUGAUCAUCAUGUACUAAGAUACUUUACAGCUUUAGACAGUUGUGGGACCUUAUGAACUGUAUCUGUAUUUACUUCCAAGAACAUCCGUACCUAUGUUCUAUUAUGUUUUUAAUAAAUUUGAAGUGAUAUAUAUAUACAGCUUGUACUUGUCAA
Sesamum indicum (sesame) is the source of this 935-nucleotide messenger RNA. RefSeq lists its product as uncharacterized. NCBI's taxonomy places the organism in Eukaryota, Viridiplantae, Streptophyta, Magnoliopsida, Lamiales, Pedaliaceae. The record is from RefSeq and is a predicted model, not a curated record.